This is a messenger RNA of Cataglyphis hispanica, 704 nucleotides long. RefSeq names its product WD repeat-containing protein 91 homolog. The coding region runs from base 44 to 592 and encodes 182 amino acids. The record is from RefSeq and is a predicted model, not a curated record. NCBI's taxonomy places the organism in Eukaryota, Metazoa, Arthropoda, Insecta, Hymenoptera, Formicidae. The transcript is spliced from 3 exons.
CACAAGUCAAAAGAAAUCUUGAUCAAUCAUCAUAUCUUCCAAGAUGAUUUCGCAACGAAUACUCGGUUGUUUAGUCCUGAUUUUAUUGUCGCAAUAUAAUGACGCAUCGAAGUCUCGUUAUGUGACUAUUAAGAAUUCGUUGCAACGCAUUGAAAAUCUCUUACUUAAACAAGCCGAUCAACCCACGUUGAAUUGCCAUAUUCCUGAGAAAAUAUUUAAUUUAAUUUGGGAAAUUUCAAAGAUUUCUAAUAAUGACAGCAAUGAAACGCAAGUUAGCCGAAGAAGUUUGCCUGCAACCGUAGACGUCGAUAAUGUUCUUUUCCUUCGAAACAUACUAGGCUUAGAUGGCGAGAAAAAUGCCGAAUCAUCUUCGUCGGGAAAGCACAGAAAUAGAAACAGCAACCGCAACGAAAACAUUAACACAAAUGUCAACAGCAACUAUUUCAAAGCCAGACGUACUCUUAAUGAUUUAUUACCUUUGAAUGUAGGACGCAAUCGAAAUUCUAAUUCUAAUUCGAACGUAAACACUAAUACAAACAAGUUAGAUUUGACUGUAGAUCCAUUCGACUUGAGCGAUGAAGAUGAGGCUUAAAUGCAGAAGAGAGAAAGAGAAAGAAAAUUACGAAAUAUGCCCGAAUAUUAGCUGCACCUGUAACCUUCUGUAAAAUUAUUAAUUGCAUUAAUAGAAUAAUGUAAUCAAAAUG